This is a messenger RNA of Salvia splendens (bonfire salvia), 552 nucleotides long. RefSeq names its product protein NDR1. The record is from RefSeq and is a predicted model, not a curated record. Gene Ontology annotation, biological process: defense response to other organism. The coding region runs from base 1 to 552 and encodes 183 amino acids. The transcript has a single exon. Gene Ontology annotation, cellular component: plasma membrane. Lineage: Eukaryota; Viridiplantae; Streptophyta; Magnoliopsida; Lamiales; Lamiaceae.
AUGAGUGACGGCGACGCCGCAGCAUGCUGCUGCUGCAUCUGGACAUGCCUCAUCAUCCUAGCCCUCCCCAUCUCCCUAAUCUCCCUCAGCCUGAAAACCCACAACCCGAGAAUCUCCGUCGAGGACCUCUACAUCCCGGCGAUCAACGUGGCCGCGCCCUCCAACGCGACGCGCCUCAACACCUUCGUCUUCAUCGACCUCCGCCUCAAGAACGCGAUGCCCCUCAACGGCCUCCGCUACCAGGUGGUCAACCUCACCCUCUCCUACGGCGGCGCCGCGGUGGCGGAGGGCGCAGUGGCCGGGUUCUACCAGGGGAUGAUGAAGACGGCGAGGAAGACCGCGGUGCUGCGGACGUGGGGGAUGCCGUGGGAGGAGGCGUUCGAUAGGAUAGCGAGGGGGCUGACGGUGGACGUUGCGGUGGAGGUGGCGAUGGCGGUGAAGCUGCGGCGGUGCGGGGUGUAUAUGAAGAGGAAGGUGGUGGUGGUGGAAGGGGUGGUGAGCGUCGAUGGGUCGGGGGAGGAGGUGGAUGAGAAGGUUGUCAGAUUGAAAUGA